AUGGCGGAGCCCGCGCAGAAGAAGGCCCGCACCACGCGCACCUUCCUGUUCUCCUCAGAGUCUGUGAACGAAGGCCACCCGGACAAGAUCUGCGACCAAGUCUCGGAUGCUGUCCUGGAUGCCUGCCUGAAGGUGGACCCCAAGAGCAAGGUGGCCUGCGAGACCGCGACCAAGGACAACAUGGUCAUGGUGGCUGGGGAGAUUACCACCGGAGCCAAGCUCGACUACGACAAGGUGGUGCGCGGAGUUGUGGCGCAGAUCGGCUUCGACAGCUUUGUGGACGACCUGUCCAGCGUGGACAGCAAGGGUUUGAGCCACAAGACCUGCGAGGUCCUGGUGCGCAUCAACAAGCAGAGCCCGGACAUUGCCGGGGGAGUGCACGUGGGCAAGGAUGAGAUGGAUGUGGGCGCCGGAGAUCAGGGCAUCAUGUUCGGCUAUGCCAGCGACGAGACGUCCGAUUGCAUGCCCCUGACCCACUCCAUGGCCACUCGCCUCGGCAAGACCUUGACCGACGUGCGCAAGAGCGGCGAGUGCUGGUGGCUGCGACCUGACGGCAAGACGCAGGUGACCAUCGAGUACAUGCAGCACCCAGAUGGCUCUGUGGAGCCGAAGAAGAUCCACACCGUUGUCAUCUCCACGCAGCAUGCAGAGCCGUCCAAGGCCAAGCGUACACAGGAGUGUGCUGGCUACAGUGGUGCGGAGAUGGUCGCACCCAGCAUGGAGCAGAUGAACAAGGAGAUCGAGGAGAAGGUCAUCAAGCGAACGCUUCAGUCCAUCAAGUUGAAGAACGGCCAGCCCGCCAUCAGCCUUUAUGGCAGCCACACGCACCUGCACAUCAAUCCGUCGGGCAAGUUCAUCAUCGGUGGUCCUCAGGGCGAUGCGGGCCUUACUGGCCGCAAGAUCAUCAUUGACACCUACGGAGGCUGGGGAGCCCACGGCGGCGGUGCUUUCUCUGGCAAGGACCCCACCAAGGUGGACCGAUCAGCCGCCUAUAUCUGCCGGCAGAUGGCCAAAUCCGUGGUCAGCAGCGGCCUGAGCGCGCGCUGCCUGGUGCAGCUGUCGUACGCCAUCGGCGUGGCCAAGCCCCUGUCCCUGUUCGUGGAGACCUACGGCAGCGAGAAGGGCGACCUGACUGUGGACGACAUCACGAAGGUGUUGAAGAUUGAGUUCGACUGCCGUCCGGGGGCCAUCGCGCAGUCCUUGGCCCUGCGUGAGCCAAAGUACCAGGAGACGGCUGCCUACUGCCACUUUGGCCGUGAGCCUGUCACCAAAGAUGGCAUCAAGUUCUUCGAGUGGGAGAACCCGAAGAACUUGGGCAAGUACAAGAGCAUGAGCACGGCUCAGGUGGAUGCCGCCUUGAAGAGCAGCACGUACCUCACAAAGUGGGUGGACUAA
Symbiodinium natans is the source of this 1395-nucleotide messenger RNA. The record is from the annotation of a GenBank genome assembly. Lineage: Eukaryota; Dinophyceae; Suessiales; Symbiodiniaceae.